Labrus bergylta (ballan wrasse) is the source of this 1232-nucleotide messenger RNA. NCBI's taxonomy places the organism in Eukaryota, Metazoa, Chordata, Actinopteri, Labriformes, Labridae. The record is from RefSeq and is a predicted model, not a curated record.
AUGGGGGAUUGGUCCAUUCUCGGCCGCUUCCUGUCCGAGGUCCAGAACCACUCCACAGUGAUCGGGAAGAUCUGGCUCACCAUGCUGCUCAUCUUCCGCAUCCUGCUGGUGGCGCUGGUGGGCGACGCCGUGUACAGCGACGAGCAGUCCAAGUUCACCUGUAACACCCAGCAGCCCGGCUGUAACAACGUGUGCUACGACACCUUCGCCCCCGUGUCUCACCUGAGGUUCUGGGUGUUCCAGAUCGUGCUGGUGUCCACGCCGUCCAUCUUUUACAUCGUGUUCGUUCUUCACAAGAUCGCCAAGGACGAGAAGCUGGGCGAGCAGAAGCCUCAGGUGUUGACUCAGAGAGCAUCCAGACAGAGGCGGGAGAGGAGCAUGGAGAAGGAGGGGGUGGAGUCUCUGAGAGUGGGCGUGCCUACAUACUGUCCCCACUACAGGGAGGACUGGGACCCCCGGGACAGGGAGGGGGAGGGUCAGAGGUACCUGGAGGAGGAUUAUGGCGAGGUCGGGGAGGACCCCACCCGUCAGUCCAACCAGAUCCUGCUCAUCUACAUCCUGCACGUGCUGCUGCGCUCCGUCAUGGAGAUCACCUUCCUGAUUGGUCAGUACUUCCUGUUUGGGUUCGAGGUGCCUCACCUGUACCGCUGCGAGACCUACCCCUGCCCCACCCGGACGGACUGCUUUGUGUCCAGGGCCACAGAGAAGACCAUCUUUUUAAACUUCAUGUUCAGCAUCAGCCUGGGCUGCUUCGUGCUCAACAUGGCCGAGCUGCACUACCUCGGCUGGGUCUACAUCUUCAGGAUCCUAUGCUCCGCAUGCUCCACCUGCUGCGGUCAGGACAGGGACACCAUCCGCCUGUACUCCCACCACAACCCCCUCCUCCUGCAGCUCCGACACUCUCUGAGGGGACAGCUCGUCCUGCAGACACCGUCCGCCAUGGUCCCCGAGAAGAGCGGGGGUCUGCUCGCACAUGGCCCGGCCAUCUCCUUCGAGACCGACUCGACCGUCGAGUGCACGUCAAAGAGGAGUCCAGAGAGCAGGGACAAGGUCAAGGUGAAGCUGGCCAACAUGGCCCGCAUGGGACGGACUAAGAAGUCCUGGCUCUGAGAGAGACCACUUUAGAUCCGCGACGAAGAGGACUGACACGCUUCACAUGGACAUUAAUAUUAAAAAGACAAUGUGACCUUUUAAACUGCUGACACAUCACUUUAUAUCUGAGACAAAGAGAA